AUGACCACAGUUUGUGCCAUCACUGCUACCCAAAGGAUUAUACAUGGCCUCUCUGGGAAGCUGUGGGGUGAUGGCCGUGGGGCUACCCAGGACAUCAUCCCUAUAUCUACUGGUGCUGCUAAAGCUGUGGGAAAGGUCAUCCCAGAACUGAAUGGGAAGCUCACUAGCAUAGCUUUCUACAUUCCUACCCCAAAUGUGUCUAUUGUAGAUCUGACAUGCUGCUUAGAAAAAGCUGCUAAAUAUGAUGACAUCAAGACAAUAGUGAAGCAGGCACUCAAGGACCCACUAAAGGGCAACCUGGGCUACACUGAGGACCAGGUUGUCUCCUAUGACCUUAACAGUGAUUCCCACUCUUCCACCUUUGGUGCUGGGGCUGGCAUGGCUCUCAAUGACAACUUUGUGAAGCUCAUUUCCUGGUACAGCAAUGAAUACAGCUGCAACAGCAGGGUAGUGGACCACAUGGUCUAUAUGGCCUUCAAGGAGUAA
Messenger RNA from Mus pahari (shrew mouse), 486 nucleotides. RefSeq names its product glyceraldehyde-3-phosphate dehydrogenase-like. The record is from RefSeq and is a predicted model, not a curated record. The transcript has a single exon. Gene Ontology annotation, molecular function: oxidoreductase activity, acting on the aldehyde or oxo group of donors, NAD or NADP as acceptor. Lineage: Eukaryota; Metazoa; Chordata; Mammalia; Rodentia; Muridae. Bases 1 to 486 code for a protein of 161 amino acids.